Messenger RNA from Gossypium raimondii (Peruvian cotton), 1468 nucleotides. Its product is annotated as serine/threonine-protein kinase SRK2G. NCBI's taxonomy places the organism in Eukaryota, Viridiplantae, Streptophyta, Magnoliopsida, Malvales, Malvaceae. Gene Ontology annotation, molecular function: protein serine/threonine kinase activity; ATP binding. Gene Ontology annotation, biological process: protein phosphorylation; intracellular signal transduction. The record is from RefSeq and is a predicted model, not a curated record.
GGCAUUUUUUGUAACGCCACAAAAGAAUUUCGCUUUUAAAAAUGGUGCAUAAAAUCCCUUCUUCUUUCCCCCCUUCUUUUUCCCAAAAUUUCAAAUGAAAUCCCACCUGAAAUCUUUCUUCUUUUUUCCCCAUUUUAUUUUUCCCAAACCAUUUCUCCUUUAUUUUUUGCCCCCAAUUUCCCCAAAUCGACAGCCCUCUGCAUCUCCGUUGGUCCUGCCCAUUUUUGCAGCCUCGACUUAGGUGAACAAAACGACUACCUCAAAGGCGUCGUCACCGAUGUUAUCCAUGACCCAGGCCGCGGUGCGCCCUUAGCUCGCGUCAUGUUCCGUCACCCAUUCCGUUACAAGAAGCAGAAUGAAGGAUCUGUUCGUCGCCGCUGAGGGUAUGUACACCGGACAGUUCGUGUACUGUGGUAAGAAGGCCACCCUUAUGGUCGGAAACGUGUUGCCUCUUAGAUCUAUCCCCGAAGGAGCUGUCGUUUGCAACGUCGAACACCACGUUGGUGAUCGUGGGGUUUUCGCUCGAGCUUCUGGUGAUUAUGCCAUUGUUAUUAGUCACAACCCUGAUAACGACACUAUCAGCUGAAUUGUUUGUUAAUGGGGAGAUUGUUCAACGAUCACCAGAAAGACAAAGGAGGGUGGAACUACAACCGCAAAGGGCCCAAGACAGACCAAGGUUUACACUCAACAUGCUUAUAUGAGACCUUUUGGAGUUGGUAUGCCUAUGAUUUCUUUAAAAUCUUAUGAAUAUGAUUUUGUUUUAAUUACUUGUAUUUGCAACAGUAGAUUUUUUACAAUUUUUCAAUUAGAUAUAUGCUAAUGUAUUUCUAAGUGACUUUCUCUAAUAUGUAAUGACAAAAAUGGAAGCAAUAUCGUUCUACUAGUAGUAGUAGUAGUAGUAGUUAUUGAUGUAAAAUGGAGAAAUAUGAGGUGGUCAAAGAUUUGAGAGCCGGCAAUUUUGGGGUUGCUCGACUUCUCAGACACAAGGGUACCAAGGAGCUUGUUGCUAUGAAAUAUAUUGAGAGAGGUCACAAGAUAGAUGAGAAUGUGGCAAGAGAGAUUAUCAAUCACAGAUCUCUUAGACACCCUAAUAUAAUCCGGUUCAAGGAGGUGGUUUUGAUGCCUACCAAUUUAGUAAUUGUGAUAGAGUAUGCUGUGGGUGGUGAGCUCUUUGAUCGAAUUUGCAGUGCUGGUAGAUUCAGUGAAGAUGAGGCUAGAUAUUUUUUUCAGCAGUUGAUCUCUAGUGUUAAUUACUGUCACUCCAUGGUGUUAAGAUGAAGGCAGCUGAGGAAGCCUUGGAAGCAAAACAAAAAGUAACAAAUAGCUUGUCUGCUACCUGUUCUUUUUUUUAUUAUCAUGUUUUAUAAUUUUGUGACAAAUUGUUCUUGGUACUCUGAAGAUAUUUAUGCAAAAUUACCCUAUGAUUCUAUUGUAUUUAUACUGCAUGGCUGCACCAUGUAUUUCUUAA